AUGCGAAACUACGAGUCACCGGCCCGACAAGUCGGGGGCACAUGGUUCGAAGUUGGAGGGUUCUGGCCGCCCUCGAAUCGUCUGAAACUUUCGCAAAGCCCAAAAUCAAAGGUCCCGCCAUGCCGAACACCUCCGAUUGGCGUAUUUCCAGGCAACCCAGAUUAUCAGCCGACCCUGUUCGCACCUUUCACACCUCGACGAGACGGCUUGCAACGUGAUUGCUUGCACAUCUCAAUGGGCCAAAUGGGGCUUUGUCCCAGCGAGUAUGUCGCCUCAUCUCUACAGAAAUUGUAUGCUAUGAUUUAUCUUGACAGGUAG
Molecule: messenger RNA, 318 nt
Organism: Protopolystoma xenopodis
Lineage: Eukaryota; Metazoa; Platyhelminthes; Monogenea; Polystomatidea; Polystomatidae
Source: the annotation of a GenBank genome assembly